This is a messenger RNA of Bufo gargarizans (Asiatic toad), 3188 nucleotides long. RefSeq names its product zinc finger protein 135-like. Gene Ontology annotation, molecular function: RNA polymerase II cis-regulatory region sequence-specific DNA binding; DNA-binding transcription factor activity, RNA polymerase II-specific. NCBI's taxonomy places the organism in Eukaryota, Metazoa, Chordata, Amphibia, Anura, Bufonidae. The record is from RefSeq and is a predicted model, not a curated record. The transcript has 3 exons. Bases 133 to 2457 code for a protein of 774 amino acids. Gene Ontology annotation, biological process: regulation of transcription by RNA polymerase II.
AGCGGCUCCGGGAACUCUACAGGUAUUUACAGGGAGUAGGCAGCAGGUACACGACGUGGAGGGGGAACGGAUGAUGGAGCAGUGGGUACAUGACGUGGGGAGCACAGCUGAUACAGUGAGACUGGAUCUCCGAUGACGUCACCCGGGUUUCCUCAUCCGCCUGCAGUGGAGCUGCGCACACAUGACUUUGAACGGGAAUCCAGAAAUUUGAUUUCCCAGGAACUUCAUUGUACGGCGUUGGGCGAGUACUGCCGUACGCACCGGAUCCCACGCGCGCUGCGCUCACGUUUACGGCCCACGCUGUUUAGGGAGGAUGAGUCCUACUGCAAGCAAUUUGAGAAUAUUCUGAACAAAUGUUCCUUCGACUUAAUGGUUCUGACCAUCGAUUACCUGCAGAAGUCCAUCAAGGAGACGAGGGAGAAGGUCUGCACCAUAGAGCGCCAGUUAUCGGCCCGUCUGCCUGCCGACGACUGGCAGUCUCUAAAAGCGGGCAUGGAGAAAGAUCUGACCAAUUUCCGAAAGGAAGUGGAGAAGAAGGUAAGGGAGACCUUCCUCCAGGAUACAGAAGACUACCAGCUCAAGCGCGUCUACAGGUGGCAGGAGCCUCCAUCGCGUUACUUCAGGAGCUCGAGCAGCGGCUCCAGGAGAGGAGAUCCCUGCGUGGUUAGGCAUCGGGAGACAUCGCACCGGUCCAGGUCCCGAGUGACGAGCUCAGGCAUCCGCCCCUGCAGACCACUCCGCACACAUCCAGACUCUCUGCCAGAUCCGAGAGGCCUGGAGCGGACACCGGCAAGCUGCGUUUCUCUGCCUUAUAAGAAGAAUCGAGUUGGGUGUACUGGAGGGUCUGUGGGGGUCGUGCUGGAGAAAUCAAAAAGUCCUAAGAAAACUGCCAGAAGCCAUGAAGCAGUGGAUAGUCCUCCGGCUGGAUCAGAGUCAUCGCACCGUGAUAUAAAAGGGAUCUUAAUAUUAAGAGAAAGCCAUACAUACAAUAAUGUCCCCACCGCUCCGCCACUGCACCAAAUUGAUAAGGAGAUUGGCCAACAGCAUAGUAAUCCCAGAACAAGUGAUAAAAGUAUGGAGAAACUGGGGCAGCGAGGUAGUCCUCCUGAUAUGAAUGUCAAAAACAUUUGUAGACCGUCUAGAAAAAGCACAGAAUCUAAAGCUGGAAGCCUCAUAAGUGGUGGGAAAAAAUCAGUGUCCACCAGGGACCACAAGAAACCAUUGGUCACUUAUCCUGGAAAGAGACCUUGUACCUGUGCUUCUGUCAGCAGUGGGGCUGGUGGUACAAAUGGUGUCUCUGACGGGUCUGCAGAUCAGCAUCCAGAGGCGGUCUGCGCUUUUGGGGGAUAUAAUAAAUGUCGAAGCAGUGACGAGCCAGGCUCGGAGGUGUGCGGAGGAGCCACGAUGCCUGCUGUGUACAGUAUGAUCAGGUCACUGCCUGGCACAGAUCAGCAUUGUGCAAAUAGCAAUAAAUGCAAGACCUCACGUGUGUCCAGGAGUAAGCGGGCUCGUAACUGCAAGCUGGCCAAAAAAUCUCCAAACCGGAAAGGUGGAGCUUUAUUUCAAAAGGUUUCAAGAAGGUUUCAAGAGUGCAACAAAUGCCGAAAAAAAUUCUCUGUAGUGGUUAUCAAAAGCAGACGUCGCCACGGAGCGGAAGUGUCACGAUGGAGCGUGCGUUCAUGUGGUACCGGCAAGAGUAAGACAUGUACCGAAUGCAAGAAGAUGAUCCACGGCAGAAGGCUCUCAUCUGGAAAGGAAGCCUAUUCCUGCACCGAGUGUGGAAAGCGCUUUCUGCAGCGCGCGCUGCUGGACCUUCAUCAGAAGAGCCACGUCGAAGAGAAACUCUUUUUCUGUGCUCUCUGCGGGAAGCGCUUUGUGCAGCAAUCGCUGCUGCUCUUACAUCAGAAGACGCACACAGUCAACAAACCGUAUCGGUGCAUGGAGUGCGGGAACCUGUUCUUCAGGAAGGCAUUAUUUGCAGAGCAUCUUAGGAGCCAUAAAGAAGCAAAGCCAUGUCGUUGCUCUGAUUGCGGCAAGUGUUUUGCAGACAACACCACACUUGUUAUACACCAGAGAAUCCACACAGGGGAGAAACCAUUCAGCUGCCAAGAGUGCGACAAAAGCUUUAGUCAGCACUCGACCCUGGUGUCCCACCAGCGCAUCCACAGUGGUGAGAAGCCGUAUGAAUGCCGCGUGUGCGGGAAGCGAUUCAGAGACCGCUCGUCCUUGGCUUGUCAUCAGAGAAUCCACAAUGGCGAGAAACCCUUCAAAUGUCAGGAGUGCGGCCAGAGGUUUACACAAAGCUGCAACCUGCGCAGACAUGAGCGCCUGCACAUGGGACAAAAACCGUAUGUCUGUAGCAAGUGUGGAAAAGCUUUCAAUGAGUCCACAAAGCUAAAAUCCCAUGAAAACGUUCAUCUAAAGAAAGAAAGGAAAGAGGCCCAGAGGACAAAAUGAAGCCUGUGAGAGGAAGGGAUUUGUGUCAGACAUAAAUGUAAUGGAAAUGAUGUGUCUCGUGUGGCUUCUUAUGUCUGUCCAUAUUCUGUGGAUCAGCGGAGGUCAGCCCAAUACAUUAUGGUAGCCGCAUCUGAGAGCCACGCGUUUGGUAUGGUGUCUCGUGGCUGCCUAUUUUCAGCGUGCACAUGGUCACAUAUAUGCCAUCACUUUCCUUUGAGCACCACUCCAUUCACUUCUGUGGGACCGGCGGAGAUGGAGCCACGCCAUAGAAAUCAAUGGAGCAUUGCUCACACAUGUCCACCACUUUUAUCCUCCCUGUAGGAGGUGGUCAGACCAGCCACAAUCAGACUCAAUGUAGGAGAUAAGUAUUAGAAAACCCCUUUAUAGUCACAGUCCUGAGCGCAGCAGAGACGGAUUAACUGCACUUAGGCUGGGCUCCAUUUUUCCUACUAAAGGUGAAGCAACUAGUUACCAAAUACAGGGGCAGGUACGUUCUCAUGUAGGCGAUCUGGGAAGUGACUAGUCAAACCCCUUUACUAGGAGUGUGGUUGUCAGUCACUAUGGUGUGAUUCAUCUGCCCCAUUGUGUUUGACAACUAGAGAAAGGGAAAGGUGGAGCUAGCGUAGGCGGAUUGGCCAUAGACCACCUGGGCCCUUCUCGCAGCCGGCCAGUGGAAGUUUUUGGGGAUGUACAGUACAGACCAGAAGUUUGGACACACCUUCUCAUUCAAA